AUGGAGAUAAGCGGCGACACCGUGCAAGGCGUGCCGCAGGGAUCGGUGCGAUCUUCGGCUAUGAUUGCGACCCUGGGAUCGCAUUCGGCUUCGUUGCCGCAGCGUCACAAGUUGGGCUGGACUACAAAUUUCCUUGACUUGCGAAUCAAGAUGUGGAUGCUUGGUUGGCUCCCCAAUACAUUCCUGCCUGGGUUGAUUGACAUCCCGCCCUCCCGGCUCUCCUUCAUCAACAUCCCGGAUCCCGGGCAGCCGGUUCUGGAUCUGCUGACGGCGGAGGAGGAGGAGGACGGAGCUGGUGGAACCCGUUUGGCCGCCCUUCUCCCCAACGCCCUUCCUUCAUUCCUUUCGGUGACGGCAUCAUCGGCGUAUGGGAAUGCAAUAAGAGAUGUUGUAUCCUUGGUGUUUUGGAGUUCUGACCGCCCUCCUGACCUCUCUCUCUCUCUCUCUCUCUCUCCGCAGGGUCUGUCCGGAGUGCUGGAGGCCCGUCCGGCGGUGGUGACGGCGGUGCUGGGCAAGGACGCGGUGCUGCCGUGCUCGUUCACAAGUGAGGAGGAGGCGACGGUGCUGCAGGUGCGGUGGCUCAAGCGCGGGGAGGAGGGUCCGGACGCGGACGUGGCGGUGCUGAACGUGGAGCACGGGACGCACGUGGAGGAGGCCUACCUGGGGAGGGUGGCCCGCGCCUCCGAGGCCGAGACCCUCCAGGACGGGUCCCUGCGCCUGCGCAACGCCGUCCAGGCCGACGAGGGCACCUACGAGUGCCACCUCAUCACCUUCCCCCUCGGAAGCUUCCAGUCCAGCGUCCGGCUCAAGGUCCUGGUGCCCCCGCUGCCCACGCUGAACCUGGGUCCCCCGCUGGAGGAGGGCCAGGGCCGGACGCUGGCGGCCUCGUGCACGGCGGAGGGCAGCCCGGUGCCCAGCGUGUCCUGGGAGACGGAGGUGCGCGGGGAGGCCCGCAGCCAGCACUCCUCGCACCCAAGAUCCGCCUCCGUCACCAGCGAGUUCUACGUGGUGCCCGGGCGCAGCAUGCACGGACAGCCCCUCACCUGCGUGGUCGCCCACCCGGGCCUCCAGCACCAGAAGCGCAUCACGCACACCCUCAACGUGGCCUAUCUCUCGGACGCCUCGAUCUUGGGCCACGAAGCCGAGGACAACUGGACGGAAGGCCGGGAAGGGGCUUCGCUGAAGUGCCUCGGGGACGGGAACCCCCCGCCCUCCUACAACUGGAGCCGGCUGGACGAGCCCCUUCCGGACGGCGUGAGGGUCAAAGGGGACACCUUGACCUUCCAGCGGGGCCUGAGUUCGGACGACGCGGGCGUCUACGUCUGCCAAGUGGACAACGGCUUUGCCACCAAAGAAGUCCGGGCCUCCGUCAACAUCAAAGGGAACCGGGCCCAGCAGGUGGACGUGGUCUCCGUCUCCAUGAUCGGGGCCGGCAUCAUCGCCGUGGUCUUACUGGGGUUACUGGUCCUGGUGGUGGCCCUCAUGGCCUGCUACCACAAGCGCAAGACCAAGCGCAUCACCGAGAAAUAUGAAGAGGAGCUGACCUUGACCCGAGAAAACUCCAUCCGGAGGCUGCAUUCGAGCCACAGCACCGACACCAGGAACCAGAUGGAAGAGAGCCUCCCCUUGAGGUCCGAGAGCCGCCAGGGCAGCUUCCGGGGAGACAGCCUUUGCCGCGAGAGCCUCCGCGGAGGAGACAGCCUUUGCCGUGAGAGCCGACAUGGGAGUUUCCGUGCCGACAGCCUCCGCGAGACCAGCCUCUGCUCCGUCCUGAGCGAGGAAGCGGAGGGCCGCAGCUACUCCACGUUGUCGACGGUGCGGGAGAUCGAGACGCAGACGGAGCUCCCUCCGCCGCCGCCGACUCCGGUCCAGGAGGAACGAAAGGAGGAAAAGGAAGAGGAAGCGGAAGAAGAGGAGGAAGCGGAAGAGGAAGCGGAGCGGCGGGACGGGGAGAAGACCAUCAAGCAGGCCAUGACCCACUUCGUCCAGGAGAACGGCACCCUCCGGGCCAAGCCCACCACCAACGGGAUCUAUAUCAACGGGCGCGGGCACCUCGUCUGAUUUCCUGACCCGACGGGGAUCGAAAUCCAAAACUAAUGGGGAGCCGGAUACGAAUCCCGAUUGAACGCCAACCCUUUGAAACCGGGGUGCGGUACGAUCUUUGCGAGACUCUUUCUUUGCGAACUCGCUCAGUUCGGGACGGGAAAAACGUGGAAUUCGUUUCCCGCUCGACUCUGGACUCGAAGAGGAGGUCAAAUAUUAUAUAUAAAAAAACUCAUGAUAAGUUAUGUAUUGUUAUUGUUGUGGAUGCCGGACGUUGCGGGAGACGGAAUCGAGUCCCGUAGCAAAAGGAAACCCCGACGUUGUAAUUGUUUGGGAUUCGACAGCCUUUGUUGUGAUGAUUCGAACACAAAUGAUGAUGAUGAUGCCGUACCUGCCGGAAUCCUGCUCCCAUAUCGCCCCAAAUGCAUCUGCUGGGAUUCGAUGAGCCAACGAAGAACUCUGCUCUUGCGGAUCCCAAACGCAUGGGAAACUAUCUAUCCUGAGACCCAAAAAUUUGGUGGGAGAAUGGAUAAUCCGCCUCUCAGAAACAUGCCUUUUUUGGGGAACUCUAUGGACUUUAUAAAGUGUUCUUAGCAAAGAGAGACACAAAAUAGGUUGAAAUCAUGCCUUGGCGGACUCCCAUCCAAAUCCUGACCGGGGCCGACCCUGCUUAGCAUCCGAAUUCGGACCGGAUUUGAAUGUUUCGGCUUCUAAAAACACACCCAAGUCAAACUACUGCAUUCUCAAAGAGAAUCACAACGGGUUAAAAUAAAUUGGCAGACUCCCAUCCAAAUCCCGACCGGGGCCGACCCUGCUUAGCAUCCGAAUUCGGACCGGAUUUGACUUUUUCGGCUUCUAAAAGCACACCCAAGUCAAACUAUUGCAUUCCCAAAUAGAAUCACAAUGGGCUAAAAUAAAUUGGCGGACUCCCAUCCAAAUCCCGACCGGGGCCGACCCUGCUUAGCGUCCGAAUUCGGACCGGAUUUGAAUGCUUCAGCUUCUAAAAA
Messenger RNA from Anolis carolinensis (green anole), 3050 nucleotides. RefSeq names its product nectin cell adhesion molecule 4 (gene nectin4). Gene Ontology annotation, cellular component: adherens junction. NCBI's taxonomy places the organism in Eukaryota, Metazoa, Chordata, Lepidosauria, Squamata, Anolidae. The record is from RefSeq and is a predicted model, not a curated record. Gene Ontology annotation, biological process: homophilic cell-cell adhesion; heterophilic cell-cell adhesion.